UUUCUCUCCUCUAGGAAUCCCAUCUCUCUCCCGGUCCAAUUUGCUUAGAUCAGAUGGUUUUAGGAACGGUUUUCAAUUAGGAAACUGGGAGAGGGGUUUUUUUUGCUUCAUGAGGAUUUGCGAUUUGUUGUGCCAACAUCUUGAGCUAUGUUUUGCUGCGGAGGCGAGGAGGAUGAAAACAACGGUCCACCUGCGAACCAAUAUCAAGCCCCACCUAAAGGGAAUUCAUGUGGCGCUGGCGGUGGGAGAGGAGAGCCAAAGAGUUCCAAUGUAGCUAAAAGUGGAGGGGCUCCUCAAAAAGUCCUUCCCAUUGAAAUUCCAUCCAUCUCAUUAGAUGAGUUAAAUAGGUUGACUGGAAAUUUUGGACAAAAGGCUUUGAUUGGAGAAGGUUCUUAUGGCCGGGUUUUCUACGCUACUUUAAGUGGUGGACAAGCUGUAGCAAUAAAGAAGCUGGAUGCCAGUACUUCUCAGGAGCCAGACAAUGAUUUUACAGCACAGUUAUCAGUAGUUUCAAGGCUUAAGCAUGAGCAUUUUGUGGAGUUGAUAGGAUAUUGUUUGGAUGCAAAUAACCGAAUCCUGGUAUAUGAGUUUGCAACAGUGGGUUCUUUGCAUGAUGUGUUACAUGGAAGGAAAGGUGUACAAGGAGCUGAACCUGGUCCAAAUCUAAGCUGGAAUCAAAGAGUUAAAAUUGCCUUUGGUGCAGCUAAAGGCCUUGAAUAUCUGCACGAGAAGGUUCAGCCUUCCAUUGUUCAUCGUGAUGUCAGAUCGAGCAAUGUCCUACUUUUCGAUGACUUUCUGUCUAAAAUUGCUGAUUUCAACUUGACAAAUCAAUCUUCUGACACAGCAGCUCGACUGCAUUCAACUAGGGUCUUGGGUACCUUUGGUUACCAUGCUCCAGAGUAUGCUAUGACAGGGCAGAUAACGCAGAAGAGUGAUGUCUAUAGUUUUGGAGUAGUUCUUCUUGAGCUCUUGACCGGAAGAAAGCCAGUAGACCACACAAUGCCCAAAGGACAGCAAAGUCUUGUUACUUGGGCAACUCCAAGAUUAAGCGAAGACAAGGUGAAGCAAUGCGUGGACCCCAAGCUAAACAAUGACUACCCACCAAAGGCAAUUGCUAAGCUAGCGGCGGUUGCAGCGCUUUGUGUUCAGUAUGAGGCAGACUUCCGGCCAAACAUGACAAUUGUUGUCAAAGCUCUUCAGCCUCUUCUCAAUGCAAAACCAGCAGGACCAGAGACUCAAGCAUGAUAUAUAUGAAGAGUUGUGCAAAGCAAAACCAUUGGAUGUGGGCAAACCCAAUAUCACAAGGGCUUGUCGCUCCUCAUUUAAUGAUUUAAAUUAUACAGUUUAAAUUGUAAAAACAUUUCUUUAUAUAUAUAUAAAUUACAACCAAAAAAAAAAAAUAAAAGCAGUCCAUUUUU
Molecule: messenger RNA, 1418 nt
Organism: Rubroshorea leprosula
Lineage: Eukaryota; Viridiplantae; Streptophyta; Magnoliopsida; Malvales; Dipterocarpaceae
Source: the annotation of a GenBank genome assembly